AUGGGUAAAAAGUAUUGUUGCGUUCCACUGUGCCAUAAUACGUCUACUUCUGUCCAGCAAGACGGUUCAAAAGUCAUUCUCCAUAGAUUUCCCAUGUCCCAGAAAAAAGCGCAUAUCAGACGUCAAUGGAUAAGCAAAGUAAAAACUGUUAGGGCUAAUUUUAUUAUAAGCGAUAGUUCAAGAAUAUGCAGUGCUCAUUUUAAAACCCCUUUCACAGACGAAUCCAUUCCAACAAUUUUUCCAUCAAAACCAGUAAAAGAAAUUAAAGAAAGAAGACCACUGACACGGCACACUGAUUCUACUAGCAACAUUACUAAUUCAGAGACUAGUUCCAGUGACAGUACUUAUCCUGAUGAAAAAGGUACAUCAGUUGACUGUAAUGAAAAUGAACCUGUUAAAGAAAAUACCUCUGAACAAAACAUUUUACCUGAAACAACAAACACAGUACAUAAAAGUACCAGUACAAGUCCCUACAACAUCACAUUUGAUGUGGGAGUACAAGCAGGUCACUCUUUCUGCUCAACCAAUGAUGCUGCUGUUCCGUGUGAUUUGCCUCGAAUGGUUUAUGAAGACAUCAGGAACAGUGAUGAAAAAGUUCGCUUUUAUACAGGCUUCCCUACAUUCCAAGUUUUAUGGUUGUUCUUUUUAACCCUUCUAAAACAUGGUGCAGAGAAAUUAAACUACUGGGAAGGUGAAAGACGUUCAAUGAGUGACAAGCAAUAUCAUCAAGACGGCCAUCAGAAACCAGGGAAAAAAAGAUUUCUACGACCCAUAGAUGAAUUCCUACUAACAUGCAUGAGACUCCGACUCGGACUGAAUCAAGAACAUUUAGCAGACAUAUUUAGAAUUUCAAAAACUAGUGUAUCAAGAAUAUUCAAUACUUGGGUGAACUUUAUAUAUGAUCAUGCUAGAGGUUUAAUUGCAUGGCCUACAAGGGAACAGAUACUUGCUAAUUUACCAAGACACUUUAACGAUCACUCAGAUACUCGUCUAGUAGUCGACUGCACUGAAUUUUUUGUGGAAAGACCAUCAUCUCUCGUAGCUCAGUGGUUAACUUGGUCCGAGUAUAAGCAUCACAAUACAUUCAAAAUACUUAUAGGGGUAACACCAAAUGGGAUGGUAUCAUUUGUAUCUAGGUUAUGGGGAGGGAAUGCAUCUGAUAGGCACAUAGUUCAAAAUGAUGACUUAAUACCUAAAUUGUCCCCGGGUGACGUUAUUAUGGCAGACAAGGGUUUUACCAUAGAAGAUUUACUGCCUGCAGAUAUUGGUUUGAAUGUUCCUCCUCGGGUGUCAACUAAAAGUCAAAUGUCUUCAUCAGAGUUUUUUAAAACUGCACAUAUUGCCUCAGCUAGAAUAGUAGUAGAGAUGAAAAUGGAGCAAAUUAAGAAUUUUCAAAUUCUGAAUUCUGUAUUACCUCUCUCAGAAGCACAUCUGUCGGAACAAUUAAUUGUUAUAUGUGUGUCAUUAACCAACUUGUUACCACCUCUUCUACAGUAA
Molecule: messenger RNA, 1497 nt
Organism: Saccostrea echinata
Lineage: Eukaryota; Metazoa; Mollusca; Bivalvia; Ostreida; Ostreidae
Exons: 1
Coding region: 1-1497 (498 amino acids)
Source: RefSeq, a predicted model, not a curated record